CGAAAUUUGAAAGACUAGACUUCUUAGCACUUCGAAAGUAGACUUCUUAGCACUUCGAAACACAAAGUUAUUUUGGUAAGCGGGUGCUACCUAGAUUUUGGUAUUUUCGAGACGGAAUUGAUAAAUGUUUUCUACAUAUAGCUAGCUAAUUGCAAAGUGAGCAGCAAAGAUGGUGCUUCACCUUGAUAAAGAGCAUGCACUGUUGGAAUGGGUUAACCACCUGAAUGUGGACCUCCCGGUGCGGAGCAUCAACGAUUUACAGGAUGGCAUUUUGUUGAUGAAGCUCGUCUAUAAACUGAGAAAGGAAGAGCCCGCUAAGUCCUAUUUGGACCAGCAUGUCCAGGAGAGGCUGAAAGUGGUCUCUGACUUCCUGCAAGGUGACUGCAGGUGCAGCACGGAACGGGGAGCUCUCAUCUCCUGGGACAACAUCAGCAAUGGCCUAAACCUGGAGGUGGAGUUAUCCAAGGUGCUUGUGCUCCUGUACUACCAUAGUGUGAUCAACAACCAUGUUGACCUGAACCAACUGGAAUACAAGUUUGAGGUUGAGCUUGCCUCCAUGCUCCGCUUUGUAUUGGACAAUGAGAAUAGCCUCUACUUGAGUGAGAACUUGGAGAAAUAUCUAAGGAAGAAGCCCCUGUUUAGUUUCAACAGUGACAUCUCCAGUACCUCCUCAUCCUCCUUGUUCAACGACGAGUCCCCAGUCUUCCAUCGCAGAAAGAAGAUUGGUUCAGUUCAGUUUCUGGACCUACAAACUGUUGCGUCCUCGUCUGUCAGUUCUCCCCUGCAGGAUGUGAUGAACACUCCUCAGUUCCAGCUGAAGAAGCUGCAGAGGCAGCUGCGUCAGGAGAGAGACAUGAGGGAUGAGCUGGAGAAAGACCUGACCACCAGCGCCACCACCCUCACCCAGAGAGAGAGUCAGAUCUGUCAGCUGCAGCACCGUAUUGAGAAGCUGCUGAGGGAGCAAGCUGAGCAGGAGCAGGAGCCCCGGGAUGAGCUACAAGAACUGCACAGCAAGAACGAGGGGCUGCGGACCCGUCUCCAUGAGGUGCUGAAGGAGUGCCAAGCGUUAAAGACCAACUCAUCUCAGAUGGAGCGGAAGGUGGAUAGCCUGACAGAGGAGAAUGGUACCCUUUCUGCCCAGAUGCGUGAAGUGAUUGCUCGGUUGGCGAGUGCUGAGGCUGAGGUGGACAGGCUGACUGAGGCUCAGGACUCUGCUCAGGGGGAGUGGAGCAGCAGACACUGCCACCUUCAGGCUGAACUCAACCAGGCCACUGCUCAGAAGGAGUGUCUGAGUGAACAGAUGCUGAUCCUGCAGAGCAAGAUCUCCUCUCUAGAGGACGAGCUGAGUAAAGCCAAAAUGCAGGAAAAAGGAGAGGUUAUGGGCCCUAUCUUGGAGUGGGAGCAGCUGAAACAGGAGCUGGCUGAUGCCACCCUCAGGCACGCAGAGUGUGAGUGCACCAUCGCUCGUCUGAAGGGGGAGAAGGAGCAGGCUGCCACCCUGCAUGCCCAGGAGAGGGCCUCGCUACAGGCAGAGAGCCAGAGACUGCAGGUCCUGGUGACUGAGCUCCAGGAAGCCCUGAGUGCUCUGCGCGCUGACAGAGAGGCUCUGGAGUUGGCCUCCAAGGAGGAGAGGGAGUCCCUGACUGCCCAGCUCCACACCCUGACUGCUGAGGUGGCCAGCCUUACCCAGACUGUACAACAAAGGGAGCAGGAGGUGAAGGCGCUGGGGGAGGAGGUGCAGCAGGAGUGCAUGCAGAGAGGGGAGCUGAACCUGGCUAUGGAGCGGCAGGAGAGGGAGGCCAGAGAGGAGAUCCAGGAGCUGACCAGCCACGUGGACACCAUGGGUGCCUCUCUGAGGAAGGCUGAGGAGGAGGUGCAGGUCAGGGAGAAGCAGCUUACCAGGCAGCAGCAGGAGAGCGCUCUACAGAGGGAGGUCUUACAGGAGGAGAUGGCUGCAUCUGAGAAAGCGUUAAAAGAGCUGAAGGAGCAGGAAGAGGCCGUUAGAGAGGAGGCCACUCGACUGCACCAGGAGAUAACUACACAUGCUACGGACCUCUGCAGCCUGAGGCAGGAGCACACUGCUCUGCAGGAGCAAUUGGCUAGGCAGCAAGAGGAGAUCUCCCUAGAAAAGGAGGCACAGUCCGCAGCCCACAGGGAGAAGGAAGCGGUGAAGGAGGAGCUCUCUCAACUCCAGGAUGAGGUGAGGAGCCUGGGGGAACAGAUGGCCCAGCUGGAGGAGGCUCAGAGGGAGAAGGAGCGUCUCCUCCUCCAGUCCACAGAGAACAUAGAGACCCUCCAGACAGAGAGAGCCGCUGCCUCGUCCCUCGCUGAAGCCAAAGACCUGGAGCUCAGCAGCCUGAGAGAGGAGGUGAGGGCCAGGGAGGAGCAGCUAGCCAUGCAACAAGAGGAGUACCGCUUACAGCAGGAGGAGCUACAGGAGGAGCUUGCAGCUCAGGAGAAUGAAAUCAGUAACAUGAGAGAGCGGCUCGCUGGCCUGAUGGACCAGAUCUCUCUGCUGAAGGAGGUGUGUCAGGAGGGCAAAAACAUGGAGGCCCUGAGAGAAGAGCACACUGCCCAGUUGGAGCAGCUGCGGCUAGUGAAGGAGCAGGUCGAAGAGGUCCAGGAGAGGAAUGAGGAGACCUCGGCAGCUCUCAGGGAGAAGGAGUCGUCUCUCGGGGAGAAGGAGGAGAGCCUCCGGAGGCUGGAGGAGGAGCUACAGUCCACCACCUCUCUGGCCUCCCAGAGACGACAGGAAGAACUGACCUCACUCAAGGAGGAAGUCAUCUCGCUGCAGGAGGAGGUGGAGAGGAGGCGUGCAGCGGAGGCCCUGGCAGUUGAGGAGGCGAGGGAGGUGGCUAGGGAACAGGAGUCUAAACGUAUGGAACUGGAGGAGAGCGUGUCAGCCCUACAGCAGCAGCUGGACUCAGCCAUCCAGGACAAUGAUAUGAAGAGACAGAAGUGUGAGAGGCUGGAGCAGGACCUGGAGCAGAGAGGAACACGGGUGGAAGAGCUGAGGCAGCAGGAGGAUGGCGCCAGACUGGAGGCCACUCGACUCCRCCAGGAGAUCUCUACACAUCUCAGCCAUCUGGAGGUAGUGCAGAGGGGGAAGGAGGAGCUAGCCAGGCAGCAGGAGGAGCUGAGAGGGGAGGUGUCCCUCCAUCAGCAGAGAGCUUCAGUGCUCCAGCAGAGCCUGGAGGAGCAGGAGRUCGCUAUGAGAGUGUUAAAGGAGCAGACGGAGAGCACCAGAGAGGAGGCCACUGUGAAGAUGGAGGCCCUACAGGCUCAGCUGGAGGUAGUGUCRUCUCUGGCCRCAGCUAAAGACCUGCAGCUCAGCACUCUGMGAGAGGAGGCCACUGCCUUACAGGAACAACUAGCUAAGAGGGAGCAGGAGAUCUCCCUUCAGAAGGAGGUGCUGCAGGAGGCCCAAGGGGAGAAGGAGUCAGUGGAGGCACUGAGAGAGGAGCUSGCCAGGCAACAGGAGGAGCUGAGAGAGGAGCUARUCCUCCAGCAGCAGAGRGCUCAGUCCUUAGAACAGAGCCUGGAGGAGCAGCAGGAGGCCCUGAAAGAGCUGACMGUGAAGGAGGAGMGAGCCAGAGAGGAGGCCACUCAACUCCGCCAGGAGAUCUCCACACAUCUCAGCCGUCUGGAGGAGGUGCAGAGGGGGAAGGAGGAGCUGAGGGAGCAGGAGGGAAAAGCAAGAGAGGAGUCAACUGUGAAAAUGGAGGCCCUACAGGCUCAGCUGGAGGUAGUGUCGUCUCUGGCCGCAGCUAAAGACCUGCAGCUCAGCACUCUGMGAGAGGAGGCCWCUCUACUCUGCCAGGAGAACACCAAACGGGCAGYUGAUCUAAAGGACGUGCAGUGGGAGAAGAUUCGUAUGGAGAGCCUGUUGAACGAGGAGCACAGAGCCUUACAGGAGGAACUGGCCAAGGAGCAGGAGGAGCUGAGGGGACAGGUGUCCCUCCACCAGCAGAGAGCUGCAGAGCUCCAGCAGAGCCUGGAGAAGAAGCAGGAGGCCCUUAGAGAGCUGAAGGAGCAGCUUGUCCAGCAGCAGGAGGACAGCUCCCUACAGAAGGACUUGCAGGAGGCCCAGGCUGCAGCCCUCCAGGAGGAGGUGGUAGACGCUCUGAGAAGGGAGAUGACCCUCCACCAGCAGAGAGCUUCAGUGCUCCAGCAGAGCCUGGAGGAGCAGGAGGUCGCUAUCAGAGAGCAGGAGGAGAAGAGCACAGAGGAGGCUACUCUGAAGAUGGAGGCCCUCCGAGCAGCUAAAGACCUGCAGCUCAGCACUCUGACAGAGAAGGCCACUACCUUACAGGAGCAGCUAGCUAAGAGGGAGCAGGAGAUCUCCCUUCAGACGGAGGCGCUGCAGGAGGCCCACAUGGAGAAGGAGUCAGUGGAGGCACUGAGAGAGGAGCUGGCCAGGCAACAGGGAGGAGCUGAGAGAGAAGACAGGAGGCUACACAACUCCGCCAGGAGAUCUACCACACAUGUCAGCCACCUGGAGGAGGUGAAGAGCGAGGGCCCCCUGAGAGAGGAGCACACUGCCUUACAGGAGCAGCUGGCCAAGCAGCAGGAGGAAAACUCCCUACAGAAGGAACUGCUGCAGGAGGUGCAGGCCACAGUCCUCCAGGAGAGGGAGGCYAAGGAGGCACUGAGAGGGGAGGUGUCCCUCCACCAGCAGAGAUCUGCAGAGCUCCUGCAGAGCCUGGAAGAGCAGAAGGUUGCUAUGAGGGAGGAUCUAGUCAGGCAGAAGGAGGAAGGGCAGGCAGCAGGCCAGGUGGAGAAGGAGGCUCUGUUAACCCGGGCGCUCCAGGCAGAGCAGAACCAGAGCGAGCUGGAAGGGAGCAUGGCUGAGCUGCGAGCCCAGGCAGAGAGCAGAGAAAGUGGCCAGAGACAACAGCUGGAUGCCCUGCUCCUGGACAAGGAGAGGCUGACUGAGGGUAACCAGGUCCUGGAGAUKAAAUGUAGCGCCGCCCAGAGGCUGGAGGCUGUACUGCAGGAGGAACUGGCCCUGCUGACAGAACAGAUGGAGGGAACAGAGUUGGAGAAACAGGUCAGAGAUCUACGGGAACAACUUGCUGCCAACACUGAGGUAGUAGAACACUACAAAACACAGGUUGAGAAGGCCAAGAGCCACUACUCGGGGAAGAAGCAGCAGCUUGUGGAGUCUCAGGAGCAGGUGACGGAGCUGCAGCGCAGCCUAGAGGUCAGAGAGCAUGAGGUCAACGCCGUUACCACAGAGAUGAAGCUGCUGCAGAAGGAGCUGGAGAAGACCAGGAGCAAAGAGAAGAGCCUCAGCUCCAAGGUCAACACUCUGGAAGCACAGCUUGCGUUUGCUGACCGUCACCUCCGGGAGCAGAGCCAGGUUCGACCUGAGGGGGGACCAGGCAGGAUUGAGAAGAUGAGAGGGGGUAGAGAGAGUGUCUAUCUGAAAGUCCCCCAGAGCCAGACUCACCAGGAGACCAGCGGCGACAGCCUGGACCUGAGCCUGGACGACUCCCUCAACACUACCACGAGGCCGUUGAGGCCUGACGAGUCCAGUACUCCCCUGGUGCGUAGCUCGGAGCGUGUAGCUGCUAAACGGCGUGCUCUGGGAGGGGAUUCACUGGAGACCCUCUACUUCACCCCCAUGAAUAACCGUCAGAUCAGCAGGAGCAGCACUGAGCGCCGGCUAGAGGGCAGCAUCACAUCUCUGGGAGAGCUGGCUCUGGACUCAGCCAGGAAGAGACCACCCACCUCCUCAGCUAGACGCCGACGGACCACCCAGGUCAUCAACAUCACCAUGAGCAAGAAGACCCCUGGUCGCGGAGGAGGGGAUAGUGACAACGAGACGUUCUACAGCUUGGCCUCGGUCCGCUCCCAUCCCAACAUCACCGGAAGAACACACACCGCACGACCUGUCUCCAUGGAGAUCUUCCACACACCCGGAGAACCUGCCGUUGCCUUGAGCGAUCAGCUCCUCAGUCUCCCUGGAUACCGCCGAAGCACCGUCCACGUUGCAGCUCCACAGAGUACGGGCCAGUUCUGUGUGGGGGCAGAGAAUGAGCCUGAACAUGCUGCUGAUGACUGGCUACGCAUCGCUGAGCUGCAGGCCAGAAACCAGUCCUGUCUGCCUCACCUAAAGAGCAGCUAUCCUCUGGAGUCCAGGCCCAGCCUGGGACCGUCCUUUGAGUUCACCGACGAUGACCUGCGCAUGGGCGACCCCACGGAGACUAUCCGUAGAGCCUCUGUGAUGCCCGGACAGAUUCAGGAGUCUCUGUCAUCCCACCGGCUCUCACUCCACCCGGGACCGGCCGACAGCACCACGGCCACCAGGCCAGCCUACGGCUCUCACCGCCUCUCACUGAUGCCCCCCAAACCUAAAGCCAGCAGCACCCUGAACAACCAGAACACACACAACCUCAGGGGGAGCAACCUGUCACUCAAACGCUCAGCCAAAGAUCAGGAACCAGACACACCUGAGGCUAAGCGGAUGGCAACCAGCUGUUUCCCGCGCCCUCUUACCCCUAAAGGAGGUCGUUUCAGCUCAUCCAACAACCGUCAGCCUCUUAGCCCUGCUGAGCGGAGACAGUCCAUGGUGUUCUCCAUUGACAACACGCCUCGUAAGGCAGCCUCCAAGAGCGGCUUCCUACAGAGAGGCAUGAGUAAGAUUCGCAGCUCCACGCGUAAAUCCCCAGGGAACAAAAGCUCCCGUGUCCCGCGGUCCGGAGAUGGGAAGUCUCCCCGCAGUGGAGCCGGGAGUGUGAAGUCCCCUCAGCCGGGAGGGAAGGCACAGAGGAAGUCCCCACGGACCAACAGCAUCAAGUCUCCAGUGAACCCCACCAGCACACGCAAGGAACCUGAGGUGUUGGUUGGAAAGCCCAUUCAUCUGAGCAGAUGAACUUCAGGAGGAAGAUGUGAACGAACAUCUGAUCACUCUAAACACGUUUUCUUUUACAUAAUCUACCAAGAAUAAUCAUUCAAUUGUUUUAUGUGCAAUAACUACAAGUAUACUUUCACCAGAGGUUAUAUUAUAUUUACUUAGAACGUAGUGCUAAUUUGGGUUUUAAUAAUUGGGUUUCUUUUGAGAUUUAAAAUCUCAAUGGGUUUAUUUGACCUCCUAAUGAUGUAAUUGUAUUAGUUAAGCCCUGUUCAAUGGGGUGGUGAGGUAUCCAAUACUGUUAUAGGUCACCUACUGUACGUGUAUACCUGGUACACUGAAUCAUCAUGAUGCAUCACGCUUUGACUUUAUUUAAUCUCAUCUUCUUUGGCUUUUUAAAGUCUCCCCCCCCUUUUAGCUUUAAAACCUUUUUGUAUCAUAUUUACAUGAAUUGUCUUUCAAAUAAAAAGUAUUAAACAAUCUGUAAAAUAUUUUUUAAGGUGAUAUUUUGUGAAGGGAAUUCAACGUUUUACAUUAUGGCAGUGUGAUUUUAAUCCCCAAAAAAGGUCUGGAUUUAAUGCUCAGAAAUUCCAUAGAGAAUGAUUUCAAUUCUCUGAAAAUACUACACGGUCAUUAAUUUGUGAGUAGGGUAUUCUAACUGUAUUCGACUGUAUAGUUUGGGAUUAUUUUCAAAGGCGUUUGAUUAAAUUCUGUCCAGAAAGUCAA
This is a messenger RNA of Salvelinus sp. IW2-2015, 7582 nucleotides long. Lineage: Eukaryota; Metazoa; Chordata; Actinopteri; Salmoniformes; Salmonidae. The record is from RefSeq and is a predicted model, not a curated record.